This is a messenger RNA of Salarias fasciatus (jewelled blenny), 10645 nucleotides long. RefSeq lists its product as uncharacterized. Gene Ontology annotation, biological process: telomere maintenance; DNA repair. The record is from RefSeq and is a predicted model, not a curated record. The transcript is spliced from 21 exons. Gene Ontology annotation, molecular function: DNA helicase activity; ATP hydrolysis activity. Lineage: Eukaryota; Metazoa; Chordata; Actinopteri; Blenniiformes; Blenniidae. The coding region runs from base 32 to 9379 and encodes 3115 amino acids.
UUAAGUGUAUUUCUGUUCUCUUCACUCUUAGAUGCCCAGGGGCAAAGGUUACAGACGGUCUGAAGCUGCGAAGCUGAGGCUCACUGGGCGCCGCCAGGAUCCGGAAGUGCGAUUUGGCAGUACCACCUUUAAAGCACUCCGUGGUACAGGGUACCGCCAUCCGGUUCUGAGCUGGCCAACUUCACCGUUCACAGACAAGAGCCAUAAGUUGGUUGUACCAGCUCACUCCCCAGACAAAAAGUUCAUUCUGGUUGUUGGGGACUCUCAUCUACGUGCACUGGUAGAUGGGUUCGUCCAGAUGCCAGAGGGAUGCUUGUCCUUUGGCUUCAUGUCAACGCCGGGGGCCUCAGCAGCGCAGCUGAGGACUGAGGUUGAACACGCUGUUCUCCCUCAGAUCCCAGAGGCAGUCUGUCUGUUGGCUCCUGGCAAUGACUUGACUGCCAGCCAGACCAUUGAGGAAGCUGCAAAGGAGUUCAGGAGGCUCCUGUACUCCAUUUGCAAGCGCUGGCCAAAUGUGUGUGUCCUGGAUUUCCCCCGGCGCCUGACCAUGACCAUGGACCACCAGAAACUUCUGAGCCAGGAGUACCAUCGUGUUGCAGCACGGAUGGGAAUCCGCUACUUGGACACUGAUUCCCAUUUCCCCACGUGCCACCGAGAACUGUGGUGCAGUGAUGGUGUUCACCUCAGUGACAGUGACGGAAUGCCCAUUCUGUCACAGCUGCUCUGGACGGCUGCCUACCUGCAGCUGAAUGAGACAGUGCCAGAGCCAGAGGUCCCAGCAAGGUCGUCACUCCCUGUUCCUCAGCACCUCCCCCAGGUGGUUGAGACACCCUCAGAGUGGACAGUCGUUAGACCACGCAGGAAGACGACGCGACCAGCUGACCUUGAUGGGCCCAGUGCUGUUAAAAAGAGAGUGGUUGAGCAGGAGGGGAACGUGGUGCUGAAGGAAUGUUCUGUCGUGCUAAAUCCUGUGAGGUUCAGCAGAGAACUCCUGGAUGUGUUGGGAGAUGGAAAUGUUCCUGCUCCUGUUUCCAAACCAUUUCCGGCACAGCAGAAGAAAACUGUGAGACAACGUCGGCCAAGAACUGUUGCCUCCCAGAAGAGGGUGAUCGAGUCAGAGGAGGAAGGACCUGUGCUGGUGGCCAAGACUUCUCCCAUCCCAUCGCCUGUUCGUGUUGCUACAGUGAUGGAGAAGGCCAGCAAACCUCCUUCUGAUCAGUCACUGGAAAACACCAGGAAGACAACCCGACCAGCUGACCUUGAUGGGCCUGGUUCUGACAAUAAGAGAGUGGUUGACCACGAGAAGACUGUGAGGGAAUGUUGCCCAAGAGCUGUUGCCUCCCAGAAGAGGGUGAUCAAUCCAAAGGAAGAGGGAACUGUGCUGGUGGCCAAGUCUUCUCCCAUCCCAUUGCCGAUCUGUUUUGGUACAGUGACUGAGCUGGAUUUACAGACGAUCCGACCAGCUGACCUUGAUGGGCCUGGUUCUGACAAUAAGAGAGUGGUUGACCACGAGAAGACUGUGAGGGAACGUUGCCCAAGAGCUGUUGCCUCCCAGAAGAGGGUGAUCAAUCCAAAGGAGGAAGGACCUGUGCUGGUGGCCAAGACUUCUCCCAUCCCAUCGCCUGUUCGUGUUGCUACAGUGAUGGAGAAGGCCAGCAAACCUCCUUCUGAUCAGUCACUGGAAAACACCAGGAAGACGACCAGACCAGCUGACCUUGAUGGGCCCAGUGCUGCUAAAAAGAGGGUCGUUGAGCAGGAGGGGAACGUGGUGCUGAAGGAAUGUUCUAUCAUGCUAAAUCCUGUGAGGUUCAGCAGAGAACUCCUGGAUGUGUUGGACAAUGGCGAUGUUCCUGCUCCUGUUUCCAAACCAGUUCCAGCACACCAGAAGAAGACUGUGAGGGAACGUCGCCCAAGAGCUGUUGCCUCCCAGAAGAGCCUGAUUGAGCCAGAGGAGCGAACCAUGGACCAGCAGGUCGAGGUUGUGCGGCAGGCAGAGGAUGUGCAGCAGGGCUGUGAUGCAGACAGAACACCAGUGGACCACGUGGAUGACAAUGAUACUCCCACUUCGUCUGAUGCCGCCCAUGAUGUCCAGGAUCACGUGAAAUGUGACCAUGUCAGGUCUUUUAUUCGUGGGUCAUUUAAUCAGGGCAAUCCACGUUUUGGUGAAAACAAAGGGAAGCAAUGUGCCACAAAUAGUAUCACUGCAGUUAUGACUAAUGUGUUAAAGAGUGCUUGGACUUGGACAACGACUGACCUGGACAAUGUUUUGGUGAAUGGUAAUGACUUGUACACUUACGUGAAGGACAAGCACAAGGUUAGUGUUUUAGAAGGUAAAGGUUACAUUUUGGUGAAAGAGCUGCCUACAGAGUAUGAGUUACUUGACAAAAAGUUUUGUUUGGAAUACAUGGAGUCAUUAAGUGGACACAUUGAUGUAGAAGAGUAUCACCCUGCUGUUCAGGAUUAUGUCAUGCCUCUAGAUGUUGCUUUCCAGAGGGCCAUGCUUAAUGCAGAUGCUUGUUUGUUGAACAUCAAGAAGAAUAUCUGUGCGGUUCUUAAGCAACGGGAUCAGUUUGCCGUGUUUGAUCCACACGCACGUGGUGCUGAUGGUGGUUUGCAACAUGAUGGCACUAGCAUUGUUGCAUGCUAUGAUACACUGGAUGCAGUCUACACACACAUCACCAACCUUGUACACUCACUAUAUGUGAAUGCUGCACCUGAUAGUGUAAAGCCUUUUGAAGUCACUGGUGUUAAGGUUGUUGUUGUAUCAUCACAGACAGUGACAGAGGCAGCAGAUCAUGAGCAGCAGUCUGAAACAGGGACAGAUGAGACUGAGCAGCAGUCUGAAGCAGGGAUAGGAUCAGAUGAGACUGAGCAGCAGUCUGAAACACUGACAGAGGCUGAUGACAUUGAUGAAUCAUCAGUUUGUUUAGUGUCUGAGACAAAUGCCAGCAAUGUAACAUUUAAGUGUUUGACAUUAGCCGACAAAAGGAGAAUCUGCACCAAACUUGACAUUGUGCCCAGUUUGAGUUGUGAGGAUGUUGUUGCUGAUUGUUUAGAUAUUGAACAGCCACAACCAUGUACUACCAUUGACAUUCAGGGAGAUGGUAAUUGUUUCUUUCGAUCUCUGUCAUAUGUCUUUAGUGGUCUCGAGUCACAUCAUAGAACUGUUCGCUUAGCUGUUGUGAAGCAUGUUGAACAGAAUCCUGAUGUGUACCGUAAUGUUGUUAGAGAACAGUUUACGUCUGUUCAGCAGUAUGUUAAUGAUUCGCGCAUGAAAUAUGUUGGUACUUGGGCUACGGAAGUUGAAAUUCAGGCUGCUGCAAAUUUGUUUAAUGUUGACAUUUAUACAUAUAGUGAGCAGAAGUGGUUAAAGUACGGUUCAAGUGGUGCAGCAGCUAGAAACAAAGCGAUUUAUAUCAAACACUGCAAUGAAUGUCAUUAUGAACCCAUUGAAUGUGUGAAAGAUAUCUCUGGUAAAUGUUUUAGUUUAAGAACCUUGGGUGAAACUAACCAUGGAAAGUCGAGAUCUGAUGUCAUUUCCACUCCUAAAGCUUGUAAUAAGAAGCAGAAGAGAGAAGAGAGGAAGAAAUAUGCUGAUAACAGUGAAUUUAGGCAAUGUAAAAUAAUGAAAGUACAACAGAGAUAUUCAACUGACAGUACAUAUAGACAAAAACUACAGCAGGCUAGUGUUAAUAAGUAUGCUACAAAUGAAGAACACAAAGUUAAGAUUAUAAAAGCUAUUAAAGAUCAAUAUUCUACCAAUGAGCAGUUUAGAGCAAAGGUAAUACAGAGGGGUGUACAGAAAUACGCUUCAGAUGAGCAGUUUAGAGCAAAAGUAAUACAGAGGGGUGUACAGAAAUACGCUUCAGAUGAGCAGUUUAGAGCAAAAGUAAUAAAGACAAGUGUACAAAAAUACGCUUCAGAUGAGCAGUUUAGAGCAAAAGUAAUACAGAGGGGUGUACAAAAAUAUGCUUCAGAUGAUCAUGUCAGAGCUAAAUUUAAACAUGGGAGCAUUUCAAAAUAUGCCAGUUCUCCUGGGCAUCGUGCUCAAGUUAAACAAUAUGGCGUUAAAAAGUAUAAAUCAAACGCAGUGUAUGCCCAGUCUAUAAAGAAGCGCAACCAGGAAAAAAGACUUAAUGACAUUCUGAAAAAACAUGAUAUUGAUUUUGUUAUUGAACAAUUUAGAGAAAUGGUUAAACAGGGGCCAAAAUAUGUUUGCUGUGUCUGUCAUAAAUUAUUGUUCCAACGUCAGGUACUUGAAUGUAAUAAAGAACGUUAUGAAAAGAAGGGAGCUGCAGUAGCUGCAGUAGCAGAUAAAUGCAUAACUUUAACAUAUCUUCAUCAAUGUGGUGAUAAAUGUACUGCAGACUGCACUGUAAAGUUGACACAUGUUGGCAAACUGUGGAUUUGUCAUGGCUGCAACAGCAAAAUAAUUUGUGGAAAAGUACCUGAUCAAAGUGUAAUUAAUAAUCUGCAAUUAGAUCCUAUUCCACAAGAACUCAAUACACUAAACCCUUUAGAACAGCAUUUAAUAGCACCGCAUAUUCCCUUCAUGAAGCUAGUAGCUCUACCCAAGGGAGGACAAAAUGGCGUCCACGGUCCUGUGACCUGUGUUCCAUCAAACACCAAUGCUGUUAAUGUGCUUCCUAGGUUAGAAAAUCAGGAUUUAAUGAUUCGAGUUAAAUUAAAAAGGAAACUCUCCUACAAAGGACAUUAUGAAUAUCAAUAUGUCAACACAAGUAAAGUUCAUAGUGCACUGGAAAACUUAAAACAGAAUAACAAAUGGUAUAAAGAUGUGGAAAUUAAUACUGAUUGGACAAAUCCGCUUGAAAAAGACACAAAUGAUGAUGAUAAAAUGGACGACGCUGAAGAUUUCGACACACAGGACGAGCACAUUAAUGACCAGCAGCAGCAUGGCAUGUACUUGGACACAUGUAUGCAGCCAGUAGAUGUUGCACAGGAAGUACUGGAUCACCAUUUUGACAGUGUUCUAUCAGUAGCCCCAGCAGAAGGUAACACUCCUGUACGUUUGCUUACAGAUGUCAGCAAUGAGGCUAAAUGUUUUCCUGCUCUCUUCCCAAAGGGAACUGGUACUUUUCAUGACACCAGACCGCACAAGUUGACACUGAGUCGCUAUCUAAAUGCUAGAAUUCUUAAUGCUGAUGGUCGAUUUGGCAGUAAUGUAGAGUACAUCUUUUAUGCACAGUACUUAUCAGAAAUUAAUCAAGUUGUGUCAAAUGUUUCUAUAGCAUUAAGAAAAGGGCAUCAUGGAGGAGAGAGCAGUCAGAUUACAUCCUCAAUGCUUGCUAGUACAGACUUUGUAAAUAAUGUGCUACGUUGUGACAUGGGCUACAAAUUUCUGAAACCUAUACGUGGAACACCUGUCUUUUGGCAGCGAGUCCAGAAAGACUUGUUUGCUAUGGUCAAGCAGCUCGGUAUUCCUACCUGGUUCUGUUCCUUUUCAUCAGCAGAUUUACGUUGGACAGAAUUGAUGCAAACUUUUAUGGAAGUGCAAAAUGUUCAAGGCAAUGUAGAUGAGAUGGACUGGUCCCAAAAAUGUAAUUUGCUCAACAAUAAUCCUGUCACAGCAGCAAGAAUGUUUGACCAUAGGUUUCGUUCUUUUCUACACGACGUGAUCAUGUCUCCUGCUCAGCCAAUCGGUAAGAUUAUUGACUACUUUUAUCGUGUUGAGUUUCAGCAGCGUGGAUCUCCACACACACAUUGCUUGUUUUGGGUGGAGAAUGCACCGAAGAUUGGCAGGAACACAGAUCAGGAGGUCAUAGACUUUAUUGAUAAAUAUGUAACAUGUGACCUCCCACCUGAAAGUGAUGAUCUGCAUGAGGUUGUGUCCAGUGUUCAAAUGCACAGCAAGAAACACUCUAAAAGUUGUAAAAAGAAGGGCACACCAUGCAGGUUUAAUUUUCCGCGACCUCCAAGCAACAAAACAUUUUUGUGUAAGGCAAAAACAGAGCAGCAGCAACAACAGCAGCAGCAAGAGCAACAGGAUAACUCUAACGGAGCACAGCAGCAAACUGAUGUUAAAACAACUGACCCAGCGACAGUAGCAAAAGAGAUCAUCAGGAAAGUUAAAGUCGCUCUUUCAAAUGAAGAAGCAACCUUUGACAGUGUUGAUGCUCUCUUUAGCUCCAUGGGUAUCGAUCAGUCAGUGUUUGAAAAGGCUAUGCAGUUAACUACCAAAAAAACUAGCGUCGUUCUUAAACGAAAUGUCGAUGACGUUUGGGUAAAUCAAUACAACAAAGAUCUCUUGCGUUGUUGGAAUGCAAAUUUAGACAUUCAGUUUGUAUGUGAUGCAUAUGCCUGUGUAGUAUAUAUCAUCUCCUAUAUAUCAAAAGCAGAAAGGGAAAUGGGUUUGCUACUUAAACAUGCACAGAAUGAGGUGAAAACAAAGGAAAAUGUUGAUGCAAAACAGGCCCUUAACAAGUUAGGAAGUGUUUUUUUGCAUAAUAGAGAAGUAUCUGCCCAAGAAAGUGUAUAUCGUCUCACCAACAUGCGAUUAAAGGAGUGCUCCAGAAAUGUCGUAUUUGUUCCAACCGGAGACAAUAUAGUCAGGAUGAGUCUUCCUCUCAAUGUAAUUCAGAAGAGAGCAGAACAAGAAGACCUUAACUCGGACAAAAUCUGGAUGACCAGCAUUACUGAUCGUUACAAAAGCAGACCUAAAACAGAUGAGUUUAAAGACAUGUGUCUCGCUAGUUUUGCUUCAGAAUACAGAGUUGUGCCCAAAAGUGAAAAAUGUCAAAAGAAUGUGAUUAAACUGGGUAAUGACUGUGGUUUGGUAAAAAAGAGGACGAGGACAAAUGCGGCUGUUGUGAGAUAUGCUCGCUUCUCUCAAACAGAAUAUCCUGAAAAGCACUAUCAAAGCUUGCUUCAGCUGUUCUUGCCUCAUUAUACAGACCAACAGGUGAAACCCAAACAGUUUGUAUCCUUUCAAGAGUUUUACAACACUGGUUCUGUCACCACCAGCAGGAAUGAACUUAAAUCUGUAAAAGAAGUGGUUGAUUUGAACAGGUCCAAGUUUGAAAAAGAAGCUAAAGCACUGGAACUCUGUGAAGAAGCCUUAGAAUGUGAUGGCUUCCCAGAAGACGCUUGGGCUGAUCUAUGUCCUGAAGCAGAACUAGAACGAUUAGAAAGUGUGGAGGAAAUGACUGCUAACAAAGACUUGUUUCCUACGGAAAGAGACGUUAUUCCAGAUUUACAACCAGAAACAACACCUGUGUCCAUAGAGUUCCCAAAACAGAAAAUGAGUCAUUCUGAAGCGCAAACUAUCAUGAGAUCUCUGAAUGAGCUACAGUCACAGGUGUUUUACACAAUACAGAAGUGGUGCUUGGAUACAGUAAACGGUCACAAUCCUGCACCUUUUCAUGUCUUCCUUUCGGGCGGGGCGGGCACAGGCAAAUCCCACUUGAUUAAAGCUUUGUACUACGAGGCCACAAGACUGUUAGCCAGACUGUCACAUAAUCCAGAUGCCGUUCAUGUUUUGCUUACUGCUCCUACAGGUGUAGCUGCUUAUAACAUUAAUGCUACUACAAUACACAACACCUUUGCUAUCCCUACUAAUGUGUCAUUGCCGUAUCAGCCACUAAAAGAGGAAAAAGUCAAUACUUUAAGAGCUGCUUUGAGAGAUCUCAAAAUAUUGAUCAUUGACGAAAUUUCCAUGGUUGAUCACAAAUUACUGGCAUACAUACAUGGCAGAGUGAGGCAAAUUAAACAAUCUGGCGACUUUGCUCCCUUUGGUAAUGUGUCUGUAAUAGCUGUUGGAGAUUUUUACCAGCUUCCGCCGGUAAAAGGAAAACCUCUUUACACAGACCAAGCAGGGAUCGACCUAUGGGGCAGUACGUUUAAACAUGUAGAGCUGACAGAAAUAGUGCGACAGAAAAAUCAAGACUUUGCUGUGACACUAAAUCGCAUCAGAAAACAUAAAAAAGGAGACAAACUCAACGCCCAAGAUGAAAAACUGUUAAAACAAUGUCAGACUGGCGUGGGUGAUGACACAGAGGACCUUCACAUUUUUGCAACAAACAGUGACGUAGAUGCCCACAACUUUAAGAUGUUACACAAGGUAUGUUCAGAUGUUGUCCAGAUUAAAGCACAGGACUUUGAGAAAAAUCCUCAAACAGGACGAUUUGCCCAAAAGACAACUUCACAUGCUUUCAACAAACACACACAUUUAAGUGCAUUGUUGAGUAUCGCUCCAAACGCUCGUGUUAUGCUCAUUAAAAACAUAGACACUUGUGAUGGUCUUGUUAAUGGAGUCCUUGGCACUGUUUCUCUUAUCAAAUGUGAUGAGAAAACCAAAGUCCCAAAACUUAUCUACGUGAAAUUUGAUGACGACAGGAUUGGCAGUAAAUUAAGAGCUAAAUUUCCUUGUACAGUGCCUGGUCUUCAAAACGCCACACCGGUUGGGCUUGACGAAGACAAAGUCCCCUACAGAGGUGGAAUUAGACGACAGUUUCCCUUGCGUCUAGCAUGGGCUUGCACAAUCCAUAAAGUGCAAGGCUUAACGUUAGAGAAAGCAGUGGUGUCCUUUAAAAAGAUUUUCUCUGCUGGCCAAGCUUACGUCGCUUUAAGCCGCGUUACAUCUAUAGAGAAUCUUAUUAUUCAGGAUUUUAAAGCCACUGCUAUUUAUGCAAAAACAGACAUAGAUGAUUGUUUGCAGAAAAUGGGAAACUACAUUGAGACUCCAUUAACAAGACCAGAUGCCUCUCUGAAAGUCUGCUUACUUAAUAUCCAAGGCUUACAAGCACACAUAGCAGACCUGAAACACGACCGCAGGAUGUUAGAUGCUGACUUGCUGUGUCUCACAGAAACAUGGCUGCAACACAACACAGCACAGGGUAACAUUGACAUGGCAGGAUGGACAUUUCACUGUAAAGCGAGGUCCCAAUCCUACAGUAACCAGGGAGCUUUUUCUGCUUUACAGAAGCAACAGCAUGGCGGUGUUGGCUUUUAUCAUAAAAACCACAUCAUUUCCAACAUUAUCAAUCUGCCAUGCAGUGAGUUGGAAGCAAUAAUUUUUAACAUUCAGCCUAUGAACCAUAAUUACAUAGUGCUGUACAGACCACCAUCAUACCAAAUUAGCCUGUUUAAACAAAACCUCAGUGCUGUAGUCAGUCACUUUAAUGCAUUAUCAGGAGGUAAAAUAAUAAUGGGCGACUUUAAUGAUAAUGCUGUUGUGUCAAAGUCUAUGGAGAACUUCAUGACACAACAUGGCUACAGUCAAAUCGUUACUUGUCCGACAACAGAGAACGGUACACUGAUUGAUCAUGUUUACAUUAAAGAUAUCGACGCUGCAACUGUCGAAAUCCAACUGAUGUCAACAUACUACAGUUACCAUGAAUGCCUUUGUAUUCAUUUUAAGUAGGGCAAACAACAUUCAGCUCUGAAGGUGGAAAGUCUGUAGUACCGCAUGGGGUGGGGCUCUUUUAUUGAGCUUAUGAAAUUUUUCAUGUGUUAGCAACCCUCAUCAUGCACUUGAGAUAUCAUUUCUGGGUUCAACUUCAUGCAGAUGCUUGUAUGAAUCAGUUUUAUAGUGCAGGGGAACAUUAUAACCGGUAUGUUAUUUAUAUGUUAUUAUAAGUGACGACAGACGUGUCCCUAACUGUUUUACACUUCAGGACCUGUGUGAAAAUGUGUGGGGUUUUUUGAGUUAUAUGUUUACAGGAGUGCAACAAGCAGUUGGAGCAGAAUGAUUGACCAACCAAGAGGCCACAGACCGACCCGAUCCAGAAAAAGGCCAGAGAGUCCCAGACUGUCAAUAAACCUAAAGACAUGCAGAAGCAGACACGAUUGAUUCCCUGCUUUCAGAGGUCCAGCGAAGAGAAACACAUCAUAGGGAGCUGGCAGAAAAGGAAGCUGAACUGAAAGAUGACGCCCCAAGAGGAACAGCAAGCAUAUGGCCCACACAAGAACAAAAGGAAGAAAGACAACAGAAACAGGACAAACAGUGACUACAGACACUGAGCAGCCUCCUCUGCUCAAGGACAAUGACUACAAAUUGAACAUUUAAUAAAAAGGCACACAUGUGAUUUCUUGCUCUGUCCUAUCUCCUUCUCUUUCUGUCCCCUCACCCCAACCGGAAUAGCAGAAAGCCGCCACCUCUGAGCCUGGUUCUGCAAAGGUUUCUUCCUGUUAAAAGGGAGUUUUUCCUUUCCACAGUCGCUUAUGCUUGCUCAUGUGGAUCUGUUGGGUCUGCUGCAAUUGGCACUUUAUAAAUAAAGCUAAAUUGAACUAAAUACAAUGUGUUUUUUUCUUUUUUCUUAUCACUUGACAAUUGUCCUAUUACAUUGAAUUUUUUUCCCUUGUUUGGGUGUGUAAUUACAUGUAUUUUUGCACAACUUUUAAAAACUGCUCAUUUUCUAACAUUUCAAGGUCUUGUGAAUGUAAAAUCCAAAAACAGAUGUCUUAUGUGUCCUAUCUGUUCAGUUGUAGACUUGUUUUUAUGUACAUAUUGCUUAUGCUAGUUGAAAGAGGUCAUGUGUCUCAAAUCUCAUGUUCUUUGAUCUCAGGAUACUUGAUUUUAUACAUACAUGGUUUUUACUAUAGAUCUUCUGCAAUAGUUUUACAGAAAUGUUACAAAAUUAAGUUCUCUACAUCUGACAUGACUGAAGUUUCCAUGUGUGAAGCCUUA